AUCCAAUUUGCAGAUGAUAUGCAGGAGUUCACCAAGUUCCCAACCAAGACUGGCCGUCGGUCCUUGUCCCGCUCCAUCUCGCAGUCUUCCACCGACAGCUACAGCUCCGCUGCCUCCUACACGGACAGCUCUGAUGACGAGGUGUCCCCCCGCGAGAAACAACAAACCAACUCCAAAGGCAGCAGCAAUUUCUGUGUGAAGAACAUCAAGCAGGCAGAGUUUGGGCGCCGGGAGAUCGAGAUUGCUGAACAAGACAUGUCCGCUCUGAUUUCACUCAGGAAACGAGCUCAAGGGGAGAAACCUUUGGCUGGAGCGAAAAUUGUGGGCUGUACCCACAUUACAGCACAGACUGCGGUGCUGAUCGAGACGCUGUGUGCGCUGGGAGCGCAGUGCCGCUGGUCUGCCUGUAACAUCUAUUCCACCCAGAAUGAAGUGGCGGCUGCCUUGGCAGAAGCUGGUGUUGCCGUGUUUGCCUGGAAGGGGGAGUCGGAGGAUGACUUCUGGUGGUGCAUUGACCGCUGUGUUAACGUAGAUGGCUGGCAGGCCAACAUGAUCCUGGAUGACGGUGGGGACCUGACCCAUUGGGUUUAUAAGAAAUACCCCAACGUAUUCAAGAAGAUCCGAGGGAUUGUGGAGGAGAGCGUGACCGGUGUGCACAGGCUGUACCAGCUCUCCAAGGCCGGGAAGCUGUGUGUCCCAGCCAUGAAUGUGAACGACUCCGUCACCAAGCAGAAAUUUGAUAACCUAUAUUGCUGCCGGGAAUCCAUCCUGGAUGGCCUGAAGAGGACCACGGAUGUGAUGUUUGGAGGGAAGCAAGUGGUGGUUUGUGGUUAUGGGGAGGUCGGCAAGGGAUGCUGUGCUGCUCUGAAAGCCCUGGGAGCAAUCGUCUACGUCACGGAGAUUGACCCCAUCUGCGCUCUCCAGGCUUGCAUGGAUGGAUUUCGGGUGGUGAAGCUGAGCGAAGUAAUCCGUCAGGUGGAUGUUGUCAUCACCUGCACAGGAAACAAGAACGUCGUGACCAGAGAACACCUGGAUCGGAUGAAGAACAGCUGCAUCGUGUGCAACAUGGGCCACUCCAACACCGAGAUCGAUGUGACAAGCCUCCGGACCCCGGAGCUGACCUGGGAGCGGGUCCGCUCCCAAGUGGACCACGUCAUCUGGCCGGAUGGGAAGCGGGUGGUGCUGCUGGCCGAGGGCCGUCUUCUCAACCUGAGCUGCUCCACGGUUCCCACCUUUGUUCUCUCCAUCACGGCCACCACUCAGGCUCUGGCUCUGAUUGAGCUUUACAACGCUCCCGAGGGCCGUUACAAACAGGACGUGUACCUGCUGCCGAAGAAGAUGGACGAGUACGUCGCCAGCUUGCAUCUGCCUUCGUUUGAUGCCCACCUGACAGAACUGACAGAUGAUCAGGCGAAAUACCUGGGACUCAACAAAAACGGGCCUUUCAAACCCAAUUACUACAGAUACUGAUGGACCAUACCCAUGAAGGACCAGACCACACAAGGCAACAUUAGAGAGAUUAUUUUUAAAGAUAAUUUUUAUUUUGGUUUACCUUUUUUUUUUUUUAAACCAACAGAGGAACC
Molecule: messenger RNA, 1583 nt
Organism: Phaethon lepturus (White-tailed tropicbird)
Lineage: Eukaryota; Metazoa; Chordata; Aves; Phaethontiformes; Phaethontidae
Gene: AHCYL1
Product: adenosylhomocysteinase-like 1
Exons: 16
Coding region: 19-1470 (483 amino acids)
Biological process (GO): L-methionine cycle
Cellular component (GO): cytosol
Source: RefSeq, a predicted model, not a curated record